Aspergillus chevalieri is the source of this 1293-nucleotide messenger RNA. RefSeq names its product sphingolipid delta(4)-desaturase family protein. The coding region runs from base 1 to 1293 and encodes 430 amino acids. The record is from RefSeq and is a predicted model, not a curated record. Gene Ontology annotation, molecular function: sphingolipid delta-4 desaturase activity. Gene Ontology annotation, cellular component: membrane. Lineage: Eukaryota; Fungi; Ascomycota; Eurotiomycetes; Eurotiales; Aspergillaceae. Gene Ontology annotation, biological process: ceramide biosynthetic process. The transcript is spliced from 3 exons.
AUGGCAUCGGCCACCCAAACCGAUUCCGCGCCGCACCUCCGCGCGUCCGCCGCAAAGAAUCAGGAACAGAAAAACGGUCAAGGCCAACAGCAAGAGUCUGGACGAAUUUCGCCACCAGAGUCGUCACUCGUCGAGGACCAUUUCUUUUGGACAUACACGGAGGAACCGCACCGCUCCAGACGACAAGCAAUCAUCAAAGCCCAUCCGGAGGUAACAAGACUCUGCGGCCCCGAACCCCUAACCAAAUACACCGUGCUCUUCGUCGUCUCCCUCCAAGUAUGCUGCGCCUACCUCCUCCGCGAUACCUCCAUGCUCUCAUGGAAAUUCCUCCUCACGGCCUACGCGAUCGGAGCCACCUCCAACCAGAAUCUCUUCCUGGCUAUCCAUGAGAUCUCGCAUAACCUGGCAUUCCGGUCGCCAAUGGCGAAUCGAUUGCUGGCGAUUUUUGCGAACAUUCCUAUCGGCAUUCCGUAUAGUGCUGCAUUCAGGCCCUACCACCUAACCCACCACAAAUCCCUCGGCGUAACCGGCCUCGACACAGAUCUCCCGACAGCCGUCGAAGCCUUCCUCCUCGACUCCCUCCUCGGAAAAGCCUUCUUCUGCACUUUCCAGUUGCUCUUCUACGCCAUCCGUCCUGCCUUCGUCUACUCCCCGCCCUUCACGCACAUCCACCUGAUCAACAUAAUAACACAAUUCAGCUUUGACUAUGGUUUAACGAAGGUCUCCGGGGGCUCGCUGCAGCCGCUGCUAUAUCUACUGCUGAGCUCGUUCCUGGCGGGCUCCUUGCAUCCGUGCGCGGGACAUUUCAUCGCGGAGCAUUACAUUUUCGAGAAAGUUGGCGAUGGGAAGGGGACGGAGAGUAUCCAGCAGCGGAAGACGAGGGAGAAGAGUGGGAAUGGCAAUGGCAUGCUCAAGGAGGUUGCGAAUCUUCCCCCGCCGGAAACGUACUCGUACUACGGUCCUCUCAACUUUUUCACUUAUAAUGUUGGUUUGCAUAACGAGCACCAUGACUUCCCUGCUAUUCCGUGGACGAGAUUAUAUGAGUUGCAUCGCAUUGCGAGUGAAUUCUAUGAGCCGCUGCCCUGCCACCGCAGCUGGGUUUGGGUGAUCUGGACCUUCAUACUGGAUAAGAAUGUGGGCAUGUGGUGUCGUGUGAAGCGCGCGCAGGGUGGUCGUAUUGUUGGCGGUGGUACUGCUAAUGCUAAGGCUGGACGUGGUGGCGAGGGGAUUUCGGGUGCGUCGAAUGGCCCGGAAGAAGGGGAUGGGUGGAAGGAGAGUGAAAUUCAGAACUAG